Closterium sp. Naga37s-1 is the source of this 717-nucleotide messenger RNA. The record is from the annotation of a GenBank genome assembly. NCBI's taxonomy places the organism in Eukaryota, Viridiplantae, Streptophyta, Zygnematophyceae, Desmidiales, Closteriaceae.
CUGCUGGCGGGGUCUCUGCUGGCGCGGGUCUCUGCUGGCGGGGUCUCUGCUGGCGGGGUCUCUGCUGGCGGGGUCUCUGCUGGUGGGGUCUCUGCUGGCGGGGUCUCUGCUGGCGGGGUCUCUGCUGGCGGGGUCUCUUCUGGCGGGGGUCUCUGCUGGCAGUGUCGCUGCUGGCGGCUGGCGCUGGUGCUGGUGCCUGGUGUCGUGCUCCGCGCCACUCCCUUCCCCUCCUCCCUCUCCCCCCCAAAGCGACCGCCGCUGCACCUGCAAACAGUCGCGACGGGGGGGGGGGGGGGAGACGGGCAGGGGGCGGGCGAGCGGGUGGGUUGCGCGGACUGGGUGCGCAGGCUCCAGUGCAGGCGACCGCUGCUGGCGUGUCCAGCUGGCGCGUCGGUUGGCGUCGAUGAGCUGGCGGGCGCGUCGAUGGGCGAGCUGGCGGGCGCGUCGGUGGGCGAGCUGUCGGGCACGUCGGUGGGCGAGCUGGCGGGCGCGUCGGUUGGCGAGCCGGCUGGCGUGCUCGUCGGCGGGUCCGACGGCGGGGUCGCAGACGUGUGGGCGAACGCGCUGGCGAUUUCGCUGGCGGGCCGCUGGCGAUUUCGCCGCGGGUUGCUGGCGGGUCCGCUUGCAUUCGCCAUAGCGCCCGCCGCGGCCGUCAUGAUGAGCGCCGCGACGCGACGGGAUGGCCGCGAACGUUCUUGCCGUGGCGCCCGUCACUAA